Messenger RNA from Sipha flava (yellow sugarcane aphid), 2555 nucleotides. Its product is annotated as ATP-dependent RNA helicase vasa-like. Lineage: Eukaryota; Metazoa; Arthropoda; Insecta; Hemiptera; Aphididae. Gene Ontology annotation, biological process: cell differentiation; gamete generation. Gene Ontology annotation, molecular function: ATP binding; RNA helicase activity; RNA binding. The record is from RefSeq and is a predicted model, not a curated record. The transcript has 10 exons. Gene Ontology annotation, cellular component: nucleus; P granule. Bases 595 to 2403 code for a protein of 602 amino acids.
GGUAAUACCGCGCCGGGUACGUGAGCCCACGCGCACGCACGUGGUUCGAACGUUUUUUUUUUUUUCCCCUCUCCAUUAUUUCUCGCCCGAUUUUCACCGUCACGGCACCCCCUCGGUCCGCUCUCGACCAAUCGCAACCCCCGUUCCGCGCGCACGGCACUACACCUCGCCACCACCGACGCCGCGCGCGCAGGCCGAACCGUGUUUGAAAAUCUCGCGCACCCGUCAUCGUCAUCGUGUACGAUCUCGCGCACCCGUCUUCGUCGUUGUCCGCGGCCAUCAUUUGCUUUUCACCCUCGAUCGAUCGACAACGCUCUUCUCCGCAUUCGUCGUACCGUUUUUCGCACUGCCAGUCUCUUGCACCUGCCGCCGACGUGUUUUUCCCCGAUCGUCUUUGUUCCGACGUUCGGUUUUUCGGUCCAGCGUCCCGUCGCGCGCGUAUCGAUUUUCAGCGCGUUCCGCGGCAACGUUAUCCCGUCGACGCGCGUCUACGCGUUCAGUAGUGGUCCGCCAUACACGUUUCGCUGCAUAACCUUACAAUCACGCACCCUCCCCGCACGUACCGAAAACACGCGUCCGCAGUUGGAUAUCAAUAUGGCCGACAACUAUAAUGAAAAUGAUAUUGCUUCUGCUCAGUCAGAUCAUGAUAUUGCUUCUGCUCAGUCAGAUCAUGAUAUUGCUUCUGCUCAGUCAGAUCAUAAUAUUGCUUCUGCUCAGUCAGAUCAUGAUAUUGCUUCUGCUCAGUCAGAUCAUGAUAUUGCUUCUGCUCAAUCAGAUCAUAAUUUAACUGCAGUUAGUAGUUGGGAUGACUAUGGAGUAACUAUCGUAACGGAAGAUAUGAACAGAAAAUAUAGCGAUUGUGAAGAUAUGGAUAUAUCUAAAUCCAAUGCCAAUAAUAGUUAUAAUAAUAUCUUACAAGAUUCCUUGGGAAAUGAAAUAAUAAAUGAUGAUAAUGCAAGUUCAGGUUAUCAAAGCAAUAAUGAUCAUCGUAGCAGCCGACCCUAUAAAAAUGAUGUGUAUGCAAAAAGAAUUGGUGAUCGUUUAAGAAGUGCAAAGCCUAAGGUUCCACCUAAAUCAACUUACAUUCCUCCUGAGUUUGAGGAAAAUUUUAGUUCAACUAUAGAAGCUGGAUCUAACUUUGAGAAAUACGAUAAAAUAGAAGUUAUAGCAAAUGGAAUCGAUGUACCCCAAAAAAUCUCUACGUUUCAAAGUUCUGGUCUGCGUGAAAUUAUUUUAAAUAAUCUGAAAAACUGCAAUUACACUACACCAACGCCAAUACAAAAAUAUGCUCUACCAAUUAUUAUGAAUGAUAGAGAUAUGAUAGCCAGUGCUCAGACUGGUUCUGGCAAAACUGCAGCUUAUAUUUUACCAAUUUUAAAUAAAUUACUUGAUGAACCUUCCAAAUUAAUUGUUGAUGGUAAACAUUGUGAACCACAAGUUCUCAUUAUGUCUCCUACAAGAGAACUUGCUAUUCAGAUAUGUGAACUUGCAACUCGGUUGAGCCGAGAUACUGGAAUUAAAUGUGAACUUCUUUAUGGUGGUACUGCUACAUAUUAUCAAAGAGAAAAAGUUUUGAGAGGUGUUCAUAUUUUGGUUGCAACUCCUGGUCGUUUGAUUGAUUUUGUGAAUCGUAGAUUGAUUACUUUCUUUUCGAUACGAUACUUUAUACUAGAUGAAGCUGAUAGAUUGUUAGAUAUGGGUUUUCAAGGUGAUAUUGAACAAAUACUAUGUCAUCAUACUAUGGUUUUUACCGCCGAAAGAACAACUUUAAUGUUUUCAGCAACUUUACCUGAGAAUGUUCAAUAUAUAGCAAAGGCAUUUUUGAAACCAGAUUACAUAUCAGUAGCAGUAGGAGAUAUUGGUGGUGCUUGCAAAGAUGUUACACAGACUAUUUUAGAAGUUAAAAAAUUUGAUAAAAGAAAUGCAUUAUUAUCUAUUCUAAAAGAAACUGACGAUUGCCAAGGCACAAUAGUGUUUGUAGAAGAGAAAAGACAAGCCGACUUUCUUGCAGCAAUACUAAGUGAAUAUGAUUAUCCAACAACAAGUAUACAUGGAGAUCGCCUACAACCACAACGAGAAAUUGCCUUGAGAGAUUUUAAACAAAAAAGAAUGAAAAUCUUAGUGGCUACCUCAGUUGCUUCUAGAGGACUAGACAUAACGGGUGUGAAAAUGGUUGUGAAUUAUGAUUUACCAAAAACUAUUGAAGAAUAUGUACAUCGAAUUGGACGUACUGGAAGAUUGGGCAAUAUUGGUAAAGCUAUUUCAUUUUAUGAUCCAGAAAAAGAUUAUCCAAUAGCUUUCGAUCUAGCAAUUAUUCUAAAACGGGCUGAUCAAGAGGUUCCUACAUUUUUAUUCAAAUUCCGUUCCAAAAAUUAUAAACCUAUUAAGCCUAAUAUGUUUUGAAACGAUGUUGAAAUGAGAUCCGGUCAAGACUUCAAGAAAGAUCCAAUAAAUGCUUAAAAAUAAUUAUAAUUACUAUAACUUAGAUUAUGUUUUCUGAUCAAUUCCUGAUUAAUUCCUAUUUUAUUAUUAAUGAAAGUGAAUGAAAAAGGUUU